AUGGGUUGUGCUUAUCUCAGCAUGCCAAGUUUCUUGAAGGCAAUGUUUCUUGUGUUAUGUUCUCUGUCAAUAUUGCCAGAGCUAACACAAGCAAAGCAUGCUAGAAUGACAAGGCACUACAAGUUUAACAUCAAAUUGCAAAAUAUCACAAGGCUUUGCCAAACAAAGAGCAUUGUAACUGUCAAUGGACAAUUUCCUGGUCCUAGAAUCAUAGCAAGAGAAGGGGAUAGACUUGUAAUUAAAGUAGUUAACCAUGUUCAGUACAAUGUGACCAUUCAUUGGCAUGGAAUUCGCCAACUGAAAAGUGGUUGGGCAGAUGGACCUGCCUACAUCACACAGUGUCCAAUUCAGACAGGCCAAACUUAUGUCUACAACUUCACAGUUAUUGGCCAAAGAGGAACACUGUGGUGGCAUGCACAUAUCUCAUGGCUUAGAGCAACUGUUCAUGGUCCUAUUGUCAUUCUUCCCAAAAGGCAUGUCCCUUACCCAUUCACUCAACCCUUCAAAGAAGUCCCCAUCGUAUUGGGAGAUUGGUGGAAAGCAGACACAGAAACUGUUAUAAACCAAGCAAUGCAAACAGGAUCUGCACCAAAUAUCUCAGAUGCUCACACCAUCAAUGGUCUUCCAGGUCCUCUCUACAAUUGCUCAGCCAAAGAUACCUUCAAGCUCAAGGUGAAACCUGGAAAGACUUAUCUGCUUCGUCUUAUCAAUGCUGCACUUAAUGAUGAGAUGUUCUUUAGCAUUGCCAACCACACACUCACUGUUGUUGAAGCUGAUGCUGUGUAUGUAAAGCCCUUCAGCACAAGCAUUGUUCUGAUCACACCAGGGCAAACCACCAAUGUCCUUCUCAAGACCAAAUCAAAGGCUCCAAAAGCCACAUUUGUCAUAGCUGCCAGGUCCUAUGCUACAGGGCCAGCUUCUUUUGACAAUACCACAACCACUGGGUUGCUUGAGUAUAAGAAAACUUCACUGUCAAAUAAACUAAACAAUCAUAAGCUUCCUCUUCUUAGACCAGUGCUUCCCAAAUUCAAUGACACAGUCUUUGCUGAUAACUUCAACAAGAAAAUCCGUAGCUUGGCCAAUUCAAGAUUCCCAGCAAAAGUUCCAAAAACUGUUGACAAACACUUUUUCUUCACAGUUGGCUUAGGAAUCAGCACAUGCUCACAAAACCAAGCAUGCCAAGGGCCUAAUAACACAAGGGUAGCUGCUACCAUUAACAAUGUGUCCUUUGUGAUGCCAAACAUUGCUUUACUCCAAGCUCACUUCUUCAACCAAUCAAAAGGAGUAUACACCACUGAUUUUCCUUCUAACCCACCUUUCAAAUUCAACUACACUGGCACCCCACCAAACAACAUCAUGGUAACUAGUGGGACUAAGGUAGUGCUGUUGCCAUUCAACACCACUGUGGAGUUGAUCCUUCAGGACACAAGCAUUAUUGGAGCUGAGAGUCAUCCACUUCAUCUUCAUGGCUUUAACUUCUUUAUUGUUGGCCAAGGCAAUGGAAAUUUUGACCCCAAAAAGGACCCCACAAAGUUCAAUCUGGUUGACCCUGCUGAGAGAAACACUGCUGGUGUGCCAUCUGGAGGGUGGAUUGCUUUGCGCUUCCUUGCAGAUAACCCAGGUGUUUGGUUCAUGCACUGCCACCUUGAAGUGCAUACCAGUUGGGGUUUGAAAAUGGCAUGGAUAGUACAAGAUGGAAAACGACGCAAUCAGAAGCUGCCACCUCCACCCUCUGAUCUUCCCAAAUGUUGA
Messenger RNA from Gastrolobium bilobum, 1752 nucleotides. RefSeq names its product laccase-17-like. The coding region runs from base 1 to 1752 and encodes 583 amino acids. The transcript has 6 exons. The record is from RefSeq and is a predicted model, not a curated record. Gene Ontology annotation, molecular function: copper ion binding; hydroquinone:oxygen oxidoreductase activity. NCBI's taxonomy places the organism in Eukaryota, Viridiplantae, Streptophyta, Magnoliopsida, Fabales, Fabaceae. Gene Ontology annotation, cellular component: apoplast. Gene Ontology annotation, biological process: lignin catabolic process.